This is a messenger RNA of Aspergillus fischeri NRRL 181, 804 nucleotides long. NCBI's taxonomy places the organism in Eukaryota, Fungi, Ascomycota, Eurotiomycetes, Eurotiales, Aspergillaceae. The record is from RefSeq and is a predicted model, not a curated record.
AUGUGUAGUCCUCAAUCCGGCCCGAAGAAGUCUCCAAUCCUCUCCAAGAUUCCUAUUCCUACUCAUGAGAACAUUUACACCGUUCCCAAUAUCCUCACAUUUUCCCGUCUAGUUGCAGCUCCCUUAGUGGGCUACUUCCUCGUUCAUGAUCAUCAUGCAGCUGCACUAUCAUUAUUCGUCUAUGCUGGUCUCACAGAUCUUGUGGACGGCUAUAUUGCCCGACGGUAUAACCUGCAAACUGUCGUUGGUACCAUUAUUGAUCCAAUGGCCGAUAAACUGUUGAUGACCAUUGGUGUUGCUUGCUUGGCUGUCAAUGGUUCUAUUCCUGUAUGGCUUGCGGUAAUCAUCCUCGGUCGCGAUGUUGGCCUUGCGUUGUCGGCAAUCUACUAUCGCUGGAUAUCUCUACCCCCGCCAAAGACCAUGGCACGAUACUGGGAUUUCUCCCUUCCCUCUGCAGAAGUCAAGCCAACGGGCAUCUCCAAAGUCAACACAGCUUUGCAGCUUGUGCUUGUGGGCUCUGCGAUCGCAUUACCAGUGAUCCCAGAGGCAGUCCUCGACGCAUGGAAUCUCCGAGAAGGAAUGACAGCGUUGCACACGUACGACCAUAGGGUGUGGAAAACAGGGCUUCCCGUCCGCUCAGCCGUACUUAAGCCACACGCCGGCCGGUUAGUAGUUGGGUACCUCGUUGCAUCCACUACGAUCUGGUCUGGGCUCAGCUACGUCUUCUCUAAAGACGCAGUAAAGAUCCUCACUAAGGAGGAAGUACAAAAGCGCCUUGCAAGAAGAGCUAGCGGGAAGAAGUGA